CAUAUGCAGCCGACUUGUUUGAUCUCGGUCUCCCCCACUCCCUUUCCUCACACGUAUUCUUUCGUCGCCCUGACGAAAGAAAAGCGAGCCGCGUAUCGGCGUCCUCAGUCUUGUUGUGACUCCACCUCCGCCUCAGCCUCCGCCUCCUCUCAAAUCCUCCAAAACCUUGAAACAAACACGCGCACGCAUACGCACUCUCUCCGUGGCAUGACGGGCUUCCAUCCAUGGCGCCCCACCAGCAGCUACUAGCCUUCGUCAACUACUUCGUCAUCUCCAUGUCCUUCGCCCUCAUCCUCUCCUCCCUCUACUUCGUCAAGAAGAAGAGCGCCGCGCGGAAACAAGCCCAAGAACGCGAACGCGCCCACCGCGCCAUCGCUCUAUCCGGAGCCCAAGAAGAAGACCUCCCGCCGCUCCCAGGCGGCGACCGGAAGGCGGCGGCGGCGACGACGACGACGGGUGGCGGUGGAGAUGGGGAGCGGCAGAAGGGGGAGGAGAAGCGGAAGAAGAAGAGGGGGAAGAAGAAGAGGCAGGAGUCCGGUGGGGGAUUGGAGGGUGGAGAGGAAGCGAAGGUUGGGGCGGGGGCGGAGGAGAUGGGGAAGGCAGGAGAGGGGAAAGCGGGCUCUAUCUACCCGUUCUCUUCGUUUGCCAGUGCAACUCAGAGGAAGAUCAAAGCGCAGUACGAUCAGCUCGUGGAAUCCAACCAGGCCAACGCCUUGACGGCGGUGCAGGUUGGACAAUUUAUCAACUGCCUAGUUGAGGCAAGAAAUGAAUUGCAGCACAAGUCUGAUAUCAUCCAACGUAGUUUUAAAAUAAAGAAGGCAUUACUCGUGAAGGCUGACAGGUCUUCAUUUGAUCGUCUUGCGCAACAGAUAUACAAGUUAGAGGCAGAACAUAAGAGAUUAGAGGCAGAUGCAGCCGUUUAUAAUCUACUGCAAGAGCAGCUUAAGCUCUCACCUGCAUAUAACGAGAUGCUUGAGAUUAGUUCGAACAUGGAGUUGAAAGCUACUUCAGACCAGGAAACACAGGCAACAGAACUUCCUGAUAUCUCAUUUGAGGAAUUACUAGCACAGGAAAAGAAGGACUUGUUUUGGCAAAAAAACGGGAAGCUGAGAUCAUUUGCAAGCUAAAGGUCAUAGCAUUUCUGACAUGCACAUCUGCAGCUCAAAGAGUUUGUACAAUUGCAAGUGUUUUCUUUUCCCUUUUUGUUUUUUUGGGUUGUGUCUGUGCAUGUUUAAUUUUGUGUUAAAACUUAUUUUCCUGAAUACUGGUUUACUGGUGGAAGAACAUCUGGGUGCGAACAAGGUUAGAGGAUAUGAUAUCAUUCUCCUGGCCUCGAUCAAAUGUUAUAUAUACUGUAGUGAGAGGGGCGGGGGAAGGAAAAAACAUUAGCCCCUCUUAUAGCAUUGGUUCUGUCUCCUUUUGCUGAUAUUGAGUAGCAGAGGAAUAUUUUAGUUGACGAUUGUCAUGGA
Molecule: messenger RNA, 1469 nt
Organism: Phoenix dactylifera (date palm)
Lineage: Eukaryota; Viridiplantae; Streptophyta; Magnoliopsida; Arecales; Arecaceae
Source: RefSeq, a predicted model, not a curated record